Molecule: messenger RNA, 684 nt
Organism: Staurois parvus
Lineage: Eukaryota; Metazoa; Chordata; Amphibia; Anura; Ranidae
Source: the annotation of a GenBank genome assembly
UACAGGAGAUGGACCAGAGACUGCGGACACAGUACAUGGGAGACUGCGGACACAGUACAGGAGAUGGACCAGAGACUGCGGACACAGACAGGAGAUGGACCAGAGACUGCGGACACAGUACAGGAGAUGGACCAGAGACUGCGGACACAGUACAGGAGAUGGACCAGAGACUGCGGACACAGUACAGGAGAUGGACCAGAGACUGCGGACACAGUACAGGAGAUGGACCAGAGACUGCGGACACAGUACAGGAGAUGGACCAGAGACUGCGGACACAGUACAGGAGAUGGACCAGAGACUGCGGACACAGUACAGGAGAUGGACCAGAGACUGCGGACACAGUACAGGAGAUGGACCAGAGACUGCGGACACAGUACAGGAGAUGGACCAGAGACUGCGGACACAGUACAGGAGAUGGACCAGAGACUGCGGACACAGUACAGGAGAUGGACCAGAGACUGCGGACACAGUACAGGAGAUGGACCAGAGACUGCGGACACAGUACAGGAGAUGGACCAGAGACUGCGGACAUACUACAGGAGAUGACCAGAGACUGCGGACAGUACAGGAGAUGUCCAGAGACUGCGGACAGUACAGGAGAUGCCCAGAGACCGCGGACAGUACAGGAGAUGACCAGAGACUGCGGACAGUACAGGAGAUGACCAGGGACUGCGGACAGUACAG